Messenger RNA from Pyrus x bretschneideri (Chinese white pear), 426 nucleotides. Its product is annotated as malate dehydrogenase-like. The transcript is spliced from 4 exons. NCBI's taxonomy places the organism in Eukaryota, Viridiplantae, Streptophyta, Magnoliopsida, Rosales, Rosaceae. Gene Ontology annotation, molecular function: L-malate dehydrogenase (NAD+) activity. The record is from RefSeq and is a predicted model, not a curated record. The coding region runs from base 1 to 426 and encodes 141 amino acids. Gene Ontology annotation, biological process: malate metabolic process; tricarboxylic acid cycle; oxaloacetate metabolic process.
AUGGCCAAAAACCCAGUUCGAGUUCUUGUCACUGGUGCCGCUAAUUUUUUUAAUAAGGGUCAACUCCAUGAAAUGAUGUUAAAUACCGAGUUCAUCACCACUGUGCAGCAGCGCGGUGCAGCCAUUAUUAAGGCUCGGAAGCUAUCAAGUGCAUUAUCUGCUGCAAGUUCCGCUUGUGAUCACAUACGUGAUUGGGUUCUUGGGACUCCUAAGGGGACAUGGGUUUCAAUGGGAGUGUACUCUGAUGGUUCUUAUGGAAUUCAGAAAGGCCUAAUUUACUCCUUCCCUGUUACAUGCGAGAAAGGACAACGGUCAAUUGUGCAUGGACUCAAGAUUGACGAGUUCUCGAGGGGGAAGUUGGAUGCAACUGCAAAAGAGCUCAUUGAGGAGAAAUCGUUGGCCUACUCAUGUCUUAAUUUAAAAUGA